Molecule: messenger RNA, 801 nt
Organism: Penicillium nucicola
Lineage: Eukaryota; Fungi; Ascomycota; Eurotiomycetes; Eurotiales; Aspergillaceae
Product: 6-phosphogluconolactonase
Exons: 1
Coding region: 1-801 (266 amino acids)
Biological process (GO): pentose-phosphate shunt; carbohydrate metabolic process
Molecular function (GO): 6-phosphogluconolactonase activity
Source: RefSeq, a predicted model, not a curated record
AUGGCGACCGCUCCUCCCAACCUCUACAGCUUCCCGAACUCGGAUGCUUUGGCCCAGCAAUUGCGCGUCUAUGUGCUUCGUGCGCAAAAUGCCGCCUUGAGCCGCCAUCACAGUUUCCGCCUCGCUGUGUCGGGUGGUUCCCUGCCUGCCAACCUGGCCAAGGCCCUCCUCGCCCCCAGCAAUGGAACCCCCGAAGACACCCCUCAGUUCGAUAAGUGGCACAUUUUCUUCGCUGAUGAGCGUGCCGUGCCUCUCGACCACGAAGAGAGCAACUACCGCCUCGUGAAGGAAGAGCUCGUUGCAAAGAUCCCCGCGGAGCUCGGUACUCCGGUCAUCCACCCCAUCGACGAGAAGCACGUCCACGACGACGACCCCCAGGAGCUGGCCGACCUGUACCAGGAGGAUCUGAUGCGUGAAUUUGCCGCCAAGGAUAGCGUCAAAUUACCCGUGUUCGACCUCAUCUUGCUCGGCUGUGGUCCCGAUGGCCACACCUGCUCGCUGUUCCCUGGCCACGAGCUGCUCCGCGAAAAGGACGCCUGGGUUGCUGCUGAGACCAACUCUCCCAAGCCUCCCCCCAAACGUAUCACUCUCACUCUGCCUGUCGUGACGCAUGCCAUCAACAUUGCCUUUGUCGCCACUGGUGCGGGUAAGAAGGAAAUCCUGAAGCAGAUCUUCGAUCUGGAGGAGGGCAGCAACCUACCCUCUGCUCUGGUCAACCAGGGUGCCGGUCAGAAGGUCAGCUGGUUCACUGAUCACCCGGCAGUGGACGGAGUUGCUUUCGCUCGUCGUGGAAGCCUUUGA